This is a messenger RNA of Lasiodiplodia theobromae, 1458 nucleotides long. RefSeq names its product Nuclear and cytoplasmic polyadenylated rna-binding protein pub1. Lineage: Eukaryota; Fungi; Ascomycota; Dothideomycetes; Botryosphaeriales; Botryosphaeriaceae. The transcript has 5 exons. The record is from RefSeq and is a predicted model, not a curated record. Gene Ontology annotation, molecular function: RNA binding. The coding region runs from base 1 to 1458 and encodes 485 amino acids.
AUGUCUGACACCGCUGCGUCUGGCGCCUCGCUCCCCCCGCCUCCGGCCUCCGCUGGCGCGCCGGGCUACGACAAUGGCGCCCAGGGCAACCCCCAGGCCACGCAGGGCCACAUGCCGCCGCCGCCGCUUGCUCCCGUCAUAAUCCCUCAGAACACGAACCCCAUCCCCACGGCCAUCAGCUCGCCAAUGUCCGGCAGCGUCAUGUCGCCCACGUCCGCCGGCGGCUACGUUCGUCGCGCUGCCCCGGAGCCGAACAAGCGUGCCCUGUAUGUCGGUGGCCUGGACCCUCGCAUCACUGAGGAUGUCUUGCGCCAGAUCUUUGAGACUGCUGGUCACGUCGUGAGCGUUAAGAUCAUCCCGGACAAGAAUAAAUUUCAGUCCAAGGGCCUCAACUAUGGUUUUGUCGAGUACGACGACCCUGGCACAGCUGAGCGCGCCAUGCAGACCCUGAACGGCCGUCGCGUCCACCAAAGUGAAAUCCGCGUCAAUUGGGCCUACCAGUCGAACAACCAGCCCAAGGAGGACACGUCAAACCACUUCCACAUUUUCGUCGGCGACUUGUCGAACGAGGUCAACGACGAGGUGCUCCUCCAAGCCUUCUCCGCCUUUGGCGCUGUCUCUGAGGCCCGCGUCAUGUGGGACAUGAAGACGGGUCGCUCUCGUGGUUACGGUUUCGUCGCUUUCCGCGAGCGCCCCGAUGCUGAGAAGGCCCUGAGCUCCAUGGACGGCGAGUGGCUCGGCUCGCGUGCCAUCCGCUGCAACUGGGCAAACCAGAAGGGCCAGCCCUCGAUUUCCCAGCAGCAGGCUAUGGCUUCGAUGGGCAUGACGCCGACCACCCCCUACGGCCACCACCACUUCCCGACGCACGGCGUCCAGUCCUACGAGAUGGUCGUCAACCAGACGCCGCAGUGGCAGACCACAUGCUACGUCGGCAACCUGACUCCCUACACGACCCAGUCCGACCUUGUUCCUCUCUUCCAGAACUUCGGCUACGUUGUCGAGACUCGUUUCCAGAGCGACCGCGGUUUUGCUUUCAUCAAGAUGGACACGCACGAGAACGCGGCCAUGGCCAUCUGCCAGCUCAAUGGAUACAAUGUUAACGGACGUCCGUUGAAGUGCAGCUGGGGCAAGGACCGUCCCCCGACUGGCCAAUUCGAUGGCUAUUCCCCGGCGGGCGGCCCCAACUCUGCCUUCCCGCCCACGCCUAACGCCUACUUCCCGCAGUACGGUGGACCUGGUGGCCCCAUGGGCUCUCCUCAGGGUCCCAGCCCCGGUGCUCAGCCUUUCGCCCAGAACCAGGGUGGCUUCGGCGGUCCUGCCAUGGCUCAGCCUUACCAGCAGAUGCCGGGCAGUGCUGGAGGUUUCGGCCGUGGCAACGCCGGCGCUCAGCAGUGGGCCCAACCGACUCCCGGCGGCUUCGGUCAGGUCAACAACGGCUUCCAGGGAUACUCGGGCUAA